CUCUGGCUCAGAUCUGAACUUUGGCCUCAGCUGGCACAUCUGUACAACCUGUGCAUAUAUAAAGGAAGCCACAGACUUGAACUUACAAGACCUGAACAGGGUGGUUCAUGACAGAUGCGCUUGGAGAUCGCUGAUUCAUAGGGUCGCCAUAAGUCGUAGUUGACUUGGAGGCACAUGACAACAACAACAACAGAGAGGGAAGCCAAUUAAAUGAGCUACAGGGAAUUCCAGCUAACAAAGCAUUAAGGUGAGCGACUAGAGGGGAGAUCUUGAGAUGGAGAACGAGAUCAAGGAGGGAGGCAUCCAAAAGAGGAAAUGCUAUAGUAAUAGGUGACUUCAUCUACCAUCACAUGGACAUGUGUCUUCCAGUCACAAGAAAGAGGACUCCGCCAUGGUGGUCCUACACUACUACCAGCGACCCAGCGAGGCAGACAGUGGUCUCAGCAGACUUCUGCGCUCAGCCCAAGGUGUCUUGGGCAAUGACAUCCUGGCGAUACAGAAGGAAUUGUGCUUCAAUGUGAACUGGACAGGAGAAACACCCCCAAACUCCCAGGAAACUGAGAUGCUGUUGUGGAUCUUUGGUUGCCCCUUCGAAGACGGUGACAUUGCAACCAAGUCUUUCCUUAGCCCAUCUCCUUCCGAUCUGCUGAUAGAGAUCGGCCCCCGGUUGAACUUCUCAACUGCAGCUUCCACAAAUGCGGUGUCAGUGUGCUGGGCAGCUAGACUGGAAAAGAUUGACCGGAUUGAAUGUUCCCAUCGAUACCUCUUCAAGUGUGGCCAGUGCCCAACAGCAUCCCAGGAGGCCUCCCUAGUAUCUACGCUGCAUGACCGGAUGACUGAACAGUGUUACCCAGAACCCAUCAGCAGCUUCACUAUAGAAACACACCCUGAGCCUGUGUUCCAUGUUGAUAUUCUAGGGGAAGGGAGACCUGCUCUGGUCAAGGCCAACAACCAGCUCGGUCUGGCUUUUGAUUCCUGGGAUCUGGAUUUCUACACUGACCUCUUCAAGAAACUUGGGAGAAAUCCUACCAGCGUGGAAUGCUUUGAUCUAGCUCAGUCAAACAGUGAACACAGCCGGCACUGGUUUUUUAAGGGGCGCCUCCUGGUAGACGGGCAGGAGCUCAAGGAGUCACUGUUUGAGUCCAUCAUGAAGACUCAGGAACGGAGCAACCCGAACAACGUCAUCAAAUUCUGCGACAACAGCAGUGCGAUCCAGGGUAGGGAGGUCCUUUCACUGUGGCCCAGCGACCCAUCUCGCGCCAGCCCCUUCGAGAAGCGGACUUCUACUCGGCAUGUCAUUUUCACAGCCGAGACCCACAACUUCCCCACUGGGGUUGCCCCCUUCAGCGGUGCCACCACAGGGACUGGCGGGCGGAUCCGGGACGUGCAGUGCACAGGCCGUGGAGCCCACGUGAUCGCUGGCACAGCUGGCUAUAGCUUUGGCAAUCUGCUUAUCCCAGGUUACUCGUUACCCUGGGAGGAUCCAUCCCUGCCAUAUCCUGACAACUUUGCCCGGCCUGUGGAAGUAGCCAUUGGAGCUAGUGAUGGUGCUUCAGACUAUGGCAACAAAUUUGGAGAACCUGUGUUGGCAGGGUUUGCACGCUCUUUUGGGCUGCGCCUGGCAGAUGGGGAGCGGCACGAGUGGAUUAAGCCUAUCAUGUUCAGUGGUGGCAUUGGGGCGAUGGAAGAUGUGCAUGUCCGUAAAGAGGCUCCACAGCCUGGUAUGGAUGUAGUGAAGGUUGGAGGCCCUGUCUAUCGAAUUGGUGUUGGUGGAGGAGCUGCUUCCUCCAUCCAGGUGCAAGGCGACAAUGCCAGCGAGCUCGAUUUUGGGGCGGUGCAACGUGGCGAUGCCGAGAUGGAGCAGAAGAUGAAUCGGGUGUUGCGGGGCUGUGUGGAGAGUGGAGAAGGCAAUCCCAUCUGCAGCCUGCACGAUCAGGGGGCUGGAGGCAAUGGGAAUGUGCUUAAGGAGCUGAGUGAGCCAGCCGGGGCCGCGAUCUACGCCAGCCGCUUCCAGCUGGGAGAUCCUACGCUGAGUGUCCUGGAGAUCUGGGGAGCUGAGUACCAAGAAUCAAAUGCCCUCUUGCUACGCCCUCGCCAUGCAGACUUCCUGCGCCGCCUGGCCCGCCGGGAGAGGUGCCCUGUCGACUUCGUAGGCAAGAUUACAGGCGAUGGACGGAUCGUGCUCAUUGACGACACAGAAGUUCCCGCAAGCAACACUGAGCUGGAGAAGGCAGAAAUUGCAGGAAGAGUUACUCCUGUGAACUUGAUGCUGGAAUGGGUUCUUGGGAAGAUGCCGCCCAAGGAAUUUGUUUUGAAUCACAUCCAUCAAGCCCUUAGGCCUCUGGAUAUUCCUCACGACCUUAGUGUGGUGGAUGCCCUCCAGCGUGUGUUGAGGCUACCAGCCGUGGCUAGUAAACGUUACCUGACAAAUAAGGUUGAUCGUUCAGUGACAGGCCUGGUGGCCCAGCAACAGUGUGUGGGUCCCCUCCACACCCCACUGGCGGACGUUGCUGUGGUGGCCCUCUCCCCCUUUGAGACAGUGGGAGGAGCCACAGCCCUUGGGGAGCAGCCUAUCAAAGGGCUCAUCGACCCUGCAGCUGGUGCCCGAUUGGCUGUGGCAGAGGCCCUCACCAAUCUGGUCUUUGCGCGUGUCACUGGCCUUAAGGAUGUGAAGUGCAGCGGGAACUGGAUGUGGGCAGCUAAGUUGCCAGGCGAAGGGGCAGCCUUGGCAGAGGCCUGCAGGGCCAUGUGCUCCGUGAUGGGUGAACUGGGCGUGGCUGUGGACGGAGGCAAGGAUUCCCUCAGCAUGGCGGCCCGUGUCGGCAAGGAGACCGUUAAAGCACCUGGGACCCUUGUUAUCUCAGCUUAUGCUGUCUGUCCAGAUAUUACCGCCACAGUCACCCCUGACCUCAAAUGUCCAGAUGGAAAAGGUACUCUGCUUCACGUGGCGAUCAGUCCCGAUCGACAUCGCCUUGGGGGCAGCGCACUGGCUCAGUGCUUCUCUCAACUGGGAGAUCUUUCACCAGAUCUGGAUAAUCCCAGCAUGCUUGUUUUCUGCUUCCAAGUCACCCAGAGUUUGCUACAAGACUCGGUGAUUUCUGCAGGGCAUGAUGUGAGUGACGGCGGACUCUUGACUUGCAUGCUAGAGAUGGCCUUCGCGGGGAAUUGUGGUGCCCACAUAGAACUGGGGGCACCUGGAGUCAAUGCUCUUAAUGUGCUGUUUGCUGAAGAGGUGGGGCUGGUGCUGGAAGUGCCCCGAACAGCGGCGGCCGAUGUCUGUCGACGAUACCGGGAGGCUGGAGUGAGGUGUGUUCCUGUUGGGUAUUCAGGCCCCCGUGGCCCUAAUGCGAUGGUCCGAGUCACCGUCAACGGCCAGGAAGUUCUGGCGGAGAAAGUGGCCACUUUGCGAGGCUGGUGGGAAGCCACAAGCUUCCAGCUAGAGCGGCUGCAAGCCAACCCAGAGUGUGUGGCCCAAGAAGAGGCGGGACUGACCAAGCGCAUGGAACCCAGCUACACCUUGACCUUUAACCCCCAGGAAGAACUUCCCCUGUUACAGGAAAUGGCCCUUCCAGCUCCCCGUGUCGCCAUCCUUCGUGAGGAAGGGAGCAACGGGGACCGUGAAAUGGUGGCUGCGUUCCUCAUGGCUGGGUUCCAGGUCUGGGAUCUCACCAUGCAAGAUCUGUGCUCAGGCGAGAUGACGCUGGACUCUUUCCGUGGCCUGGUGUUUGUUGGAGGGUUCAGUUAUGCAGAUGUUCUAGGCUCUGCCAAAGGCUGGGCGGCUUCUGUGACUUUUAACCAUAGAGCGCAAGCUCAGUUCCAGACAUUCCAUCAGCGCAAAGAUACCUUCAGCCUGGGCGUGUGCAACGGCUGCCAGCUGAUGGCCUUGCUAGGUUGGGUGGGGGUCGGGAGCCCAGACACCAGGGAUGUAGAUGGUGCCAUCCAGCCGGGGGUGCUGUUGAGUCCUAACAAUUCUGGCCGCUUUGAAUCACGUUUUGUAAGCCUGGGCAUUGAGGAGAGUCCAGCGCUAAUGCUGCGAGGCAUGGCAGGAUCCACCCUAGGCAUCUGGGUGGCGCAUGGAGAAGGUCGGAUGCGAUUCCGCUUGGCUGAAGUCCUGGCUCAGAUGCGCUCCUCCCGCUUGGCUCCGCUCCGCUAUGUGGAUGACCAGGGGCUGCCGACUGAGGAGUAUCCUCUGAAUCCCAAUGGGUCCCCUUUGGGCAUUGCAGGCAUUUGUUCUCCUGAUGGACGCCACUUGGCAAUGAUGCCUCACCCAGAGCGAUGUGUCCUUCCCUGGCAAUGGGCCUGGAUGCCCACCGGCUGGCGCCAGUCUGUGAAGGUCUCCCCAUGGCUCCGCAUGUUCCAGAAUGCCUGUGAAUGGUGUUUGCAUUAUCCCGAGGGCCAGCCUUGACUUUGCAUUCCCUUCCUUUUUUAAAAAAACAUUCUACACCCAUUCACAAGCUACACUCUACAACUAAUUAAGAGCUGGGCUAGAUCAGAUUAGACAGUGUGAUCCCUAGGCUGUGGAUAUAAAACUUUCUCGUGCCAUUGUCUUCAUCCAUAGCCUGGCUUCCUCCCCCGCAAGGUCCUGCUUGCUACUUUUUACUGAACUUAGAAGGUAUCAAGGAAGAAUUGAUGUGUAAUGCCUGCACUGAACACAGGAGGUCGAUAUUGUGCAAUAAUGAGUUGGUUUGUGCUGAUUUAAUUGUGGAACUGCUUGGGACCAAUGAAGGUUUUACAGUGGCAAUAAAUGCAAAUUUUACAUUAGAAA
Rhineura floridana is the source of this 4765-nucleotide messenger RNA. It is a transcript of the gene PFAS, whose product is annotated as phosphoribosylformylglycinamidine synthase. The coding region runs from base 392 to 4405 and encodes 1337 amino acids. The transcript has 30 exons. The record is from RefSeq and is a predicted model, not a curated record. Gene Ontology annotation, molecular function: phosphoribosylformylglycinamidine synthase activity. Gene Ontology annotation, biological process: 'de novo' IMP biosynthetic process. Lineage: Eukaryota; Metazoa; Chordata; Lepidosauria; Squamata; Rhineuridae.